ACUGAUGCAGCACAUCAGCAGUGUUCGCCUCCACCUCAAACAGCUCUCCACUUACAGAAGUUACACAUCGCAUGCAAAACUCACGUCACUGAAUGCAACUUUGGAUAAGGGAACCGUGCGUGUUUAAGCUACUUGGGAGAUUGAGCAAGAUUUGAAGUGCACUGGUCUUGUGGAGUAGCCUACAUAGAAACACUCCAGCAUUAGGAUGAGAGCGAUAAACUUGGACACGUACAGCCUGUCUCUGCUGACCGCUAAAGAAGACAUCCUCAACCCGCGAGCAUCUACCAACUGGGCUUUAUUUGCAUAUGAGGGAGUGACCAACAAUCUAAAACUUACAGAUUCAGGAGCUGGAGGUUUGACAGAAUUGGUUGGGAAAUUUCACAACAGCAGGCUCAUGUAUGGCCUCUGCAGGGUGGGACUGACAGAAACAGGACAACCACAGAUUGUCAUGGUCUGCUGGGUUGGUAAUAGUGUGGAUGAGCAUCGCAGAACUGAAUGUGACAGCCAUCUGCCUGCCAUCAAGGCCUUCUUCAAGGAGGUCCAAGUAUUUAUUACAGCCUCGGAGCAAGAUGAGGUGACAGAGGAGCAGAUUAUGGCUGCUAUUGCAAAGAUUCGACCUCCAAUGGAGAAACUGAGGAGACCCUCAAGGGCAAUGGAUAAGGAGGAGACUGUGGGUACAAACUACAAGAAGACAAAUGCUGCCCUGGAAAUGAGACGGAUUAACAGAGACUCCUUCUGGGCACGUGCGGAGCGUGAGGAGGAGGAGAGAAAGGAGGAAGAACGUCGGAGGGCUGUGGAAGACAGACGACGCUGGGAGAGAGAACGAGUUCUAAAGGAGAAAAAAGAGGCUGAAGAGAGAGACAGAAAAAUGAAUGAAAAGCUACAGAUGAUUGAAGAGCAAAGGAGGAUCCAGGCUCAGCUUGAGGAAAAGGCUAAACAUAUGGAAAAAGCGAAAUGGAUGGAGCAGCAGAAAGAGCAUGAGGAGGACAUGAGGGCCCGACUUAGACGCAGCGAGUCCAUUGAGAAAGCAGCAGAGGCAGCAGUACUUGUUUCCCAGCGCACCAUCAAUCCCAGGGAGUUUUUUAGGCAGUUAUCUGCAUCCUCACAAAAUUCUUCAAGCCCCGGAUCACCACAAUCAGGAAAAUCUCCAUUCCGCCGCUACCAACGCAGUUUGACAGACACAGCCUUCAUCUUUGAGACUAACUCCUAUUCUGGUCCCACAUCCCCACACAGUCCCUCUGCUAGGUCUCCAUUCUCACGCACCCAUUCCACGUCCUUUAAACGUCCAACAUCCCCACUUAGUCCACCCUACCAGAUGAUCCCCUCACCACAGCAUCCUGAAACAUCUCCUUCCCCAUCACCUUCCCCACGCUCUGUCCCACCGGUGUCGCUCCCACACAUUUUACCUGUCACCAGACCCCCUCCACCCCAGACGUCACCUCCCAGCCGGCCACCUCCUCAAGCCCCUGUACACGAUUCCGCUUCCCCUGCGUCUCCAAAGCUGCUGGAGUCACGAAAAGUAGAAUCUUGCGCCUAUGACGUUAGCAGGGAGAAACUCGCUGUCACAACAGAACAUUUUUCAGCUUCACUCUCCGAUAACCCACUGCACAAUACGGAGCUUGUUACUGGCUCUAGAAUGCUGUGUGAACCAGAAGUGGACUUCAUUGCCAAGACUGUGCUGGUCGAAGAAGAUGAAGAAGAGGUAGAGGAUCCAGAGGAAACUUCAGCCAUGUCAGUUCCGGCUUCAGAUACUGUGAUCACCACAAACUAUGAAGAAGGAGUGAAAACCGUAGAGGAACAAUUCAAGCCUGAGGGUGAGAAGAGUGUCAUCAGCUCCCUGGUGGAGGUUGAUGAGUCAGAGUCUGAGGAUGAAGCACACUCUGAGGAGCAGCCUUCUGCACAAUCUGAGGAAUUCCACCCUAAUGUCAAACACAUGCCAAGAAACGUGGCACCGAUCUCAGAUGAUGAAGUUGAGGAAGACCUACCAAAGAGCCCAGAGUUGUGUGUGAACACAUCAGAGUAUGAUCUGAUGACUGAAGAAGAUGAAUCUGAAUGUGGUAGACCACUGAAUGGUACAGGCCAUGAGCUAAUUGGAGAAGAGGAUAUUGAUGUAUCUGAGCACAGCACACCUGAGCGCUUCUGUUACACGGUUAAUCGUGAGGAGGAAGAAUUAGAUGAAAUCCAAGCAGAGUUGGUGACUGAGAAUGGCGAAUCAUCACCAGAAAGCCUUCUGCGUGUGAGAGCGUUGUAUGACUACCAAGCAGAGGAUGAAAAUGAGCUCUCUUUUGAACCUGGUGACAUCAUCAGUGAUGUGGAAACAAUCGACAAAGCGUGGUGGAGGGGCUCCAGCAAAGAUGGACGCCAGGGUCUCUUUCCUGCCAACUUUGUAGAGACCAUCUAAAGACGGUUCCUCUUCCCUCUUUUCUUUAUACCAUUUCUCAGGGACUAAGAACCGCAAAACCCAGUCUAUGAGGAUGUACCAUGUACUCUGAGAAUAAGAGUCACAGGAAAAGGGUUUGGAAGGGAAGUGUUCACAGGCACGACUCGGCCAACAAUUCCUUGCGUUCCAAAACAAGCAGCCAAAGUCGACAAUUGAGGUUUUAAUGAUCAUAAACUGCAAGACUGAGGAGGAUUCUCACAUGAUGUGAGCUGAGAGACUGAUUCAGUACAAUUUUGUUUACAAUUGUACACAAAUUAUCAUCAUUUUAUCGUUUACACAUUACAUCAUUUAUUAUUUUGCAUACAGCUGUUACAUUUAUCAUUACUAAAUGAUACCAAAGGUGGUGGCGGUGUCAACUGGAGAACAGAUUGCAGUUUCUCUUUUACACGUAAAUCCAGCUUACAGUCGCGUAACAUUUGGCCCUGAGUAUGAGUUAUUUUUUUUUUUUACAGAACUAGUGCUGUCAUAAUACCAGUAUGAGACAUUUUGAUAACUUAGGUUAUAUAGUUGUUAAAUGUAAUUUUUUUUUUUUUUUAAGCAGAGAUGUACUUGCAGAAUUCUGAAUGGUUUCAUACCUGCAAAGGUGCGCAGACAAUACAAUAGUUGUCACUGAACAUAGUAGACACCUGAGAAAGUGGUAUCCAAUGAUACAAACUAGCCUAACAGAUGGAAUGAACCACAACUGUUUUUUUUGUUUUUUUUAAACUACUCUUUCAAUAUUGUGUCUUUUAGAGAAGGGUACUUCUCCUAAAGUUAUUGUUUUAGUGUAAUAUUUGAAACCCCUCGCUAUUAUGAAAGCCAAUGUAAAUGAAAAAUUGUUAAAAAAAAUCUAAGUUUAAGUGUCUUAUCUUAUAAGCAGAUAACGAUAUAACAGAAGUUGGCACCCUUUGCAUGUUUUUAAAUGCUCUGAACCUUCUGUCAAAAUGAAAUUCUUCCAUACACACUACCGUUGAAAACUUUGGGGUCGGUAAGAUUUUAAAAUUAUUAUUUUUUUAAAUUUCUUGUUCACCAAGGCUGCA
Molecule: messenger RNA, 3459 nt
Organism: Pimephales promelas (fathead minnow)
Lineage: Eukaryota; Metazoa; Chordata; Actinopteri; Cypriniformes; Leuciscidae
Biological process (GO): positive regulation of dendritic spine morphogenesis; regulation of actin filament polymerization; positive regulation of axon extension
Cellular component (GO): postsynaptic membrane; postsynaptic density; lamellipodium
Molecular function (GO): actin filament binding
Source: RefSeq, a predicted model, not a curated record